Molecule: messenger RNA, 6735 nt
Organism: Harmonia axyridis
Lineage: Eukaryota; Metazoa; Arthropoda; Insecta; Coleoptera; Coccinellidae
Gene: kto
Product: mediator of RNA polymerase II transcription subunit 12
Exons: 23
Coding region: 239-6478 (2079 amino acids)
Biological process (GO): regulation of transcription by RNA polymerase II
Cellular component (GO): mediator complex
Molecular function (GO): transcription coactivator activity
Source: RefSeq, a predicted model, not a curated record
AUGACAUAUAUGACAGCUGCCAAAUUUCGCCAUUCUUUCUGUAGUUGUAUAUUUUAUAUUACUGUUUGUGAAUUAAAACUAGUAUUAUCUUAAUUUUGGAACCUCAAAAAAUGAAAACAAAUCACAAUUCCAUAAAGGCUAAGUUUAGUCAGGAAUUAUUUUCUUAUAUCCUUCUUAUUUAUUAGGUGUCGUUCUGAAAAGUUUCUUUGAAAUUUAAAAAUAUCAAUAUUGCCCCAAGAUGUUCAACGGAAGCGGUUUUUUCGAAAAAAGGCCUCUCAAGAAGCCUAGAAUUGGACCACCUGAUGUUUAUCCUCAGGAACCAAAGCAGAAGGAAGACGAGCUGACUAGUAGUAAUGUAAAACAUGGGUUUCUUACCAUGACACAACUGAGUGAUGAGUUUGGUACUGCACGAAAUUGUAAUGUCACCUCAAACAAGGUUGGAGCUUAUUUUAACGAGAUCAUUGCAGAAAAGGAAAAAUUUAGUAUGUUACCAGAUUCCGGGAGGAAAAAACAACAAAUUAAUCCAAAAGAUAAUUUUUGGCCAGCUACUGGCAGAACAAAAAAUGCAAUUGAAGCCUGGUUUAAAGAUCUGGCAGGAAAAAAACCUUUAAUGAGUUUAUCAAAAAAAGCUCCCAAUUUCAAUAAAAAGGAAGAAAUUUUUAUGCUAUUAUGUGAAUAUCAAGUUCCUAUGAUGAGAGCAGCUUGGUUUAUUAAAUUGAGUUCUGCAUAUACUGCCUACACAGUUUCAGAAGCUAAGAAUAAAAAGAGGCAGAUGCCAGAUCCAACAACAGAAUGGUCAAGCACAUUACUGAAGUUUUUAAAGGAUCAAAUACCAAAAUUACAAGACCAUUAUUCUCAGACUGAAAAAUCCAACAUAAAUCAAGUCCCUGGUAAUGCUAAUAGUGAAGCUGAGCAGAAUCUUGCUUAUAAACAUUGGAUAUAUUGCUCUAGGUUACUGAAAUAUAUGUAUGAAGAAGGUCUUACUGACCCACAAGAGGUGCUGAACUGGAUUAUAGAUUUGCUUGAGAAAGUCAGGACUCAACCUUUGGAUGAUGGUAUUUUGAGGCUAUUUUUACCAUUAACGAUGCAAUACAUGGAAGAAUUUACCCAAUCUGAACUAUUAUCAAGAAGAUUGGCAUUAUUUUGUGCCAAAAAAUUGAAUCAGAUGUUGUCACAUGGUGAUAAUACUAAUUGUCCUCCUAGCGAAGUUAAAACAGAGACCAAAGAUAAUUCUGAAGGUGAAAAAAAGGAGAAUAUUCCUCCAAAUUCCCUUACAACUUCCUUGAUUGAAUAUCAAAGUUGUCCUCUUCAUAGAGAUAUGGUUAUUCAAUUGAGUUCGAUAAUACAUUCCAUAAUGUUAGAAUGCCCCACUAGUUUGGUUUGGUGUGGAGCUGGAGUUGAUACCAUUUGGUAUGGUUCUCCUCUAGAUAAAUUAACAUUCAACCCAUCUUCCCUUCCUAUGCCAGCAAGAUGUGAUAUGAAUACUUAUAGAAAACAAAUUAAAUAUGCAGAAAGUGUAAUUAAAGAAAGAAGCAAGAAAGCUAAAGGAAGGUGGUGUACUAAAAAAUGGCAAGAGUCUUCUUCAGCAGGUACUAUGACAGCAAGAGUUUUGAGCGCAUUAGAUGCUUUAGAUAGACACAAAUUUGACAGAAUGGACUCUACAAAUUCCUUGGAAACCCUGUAUGCAAAGGUAUUCAAUGAAAGUAACGAUCAAGAAGACGCGGUUGUGAAAUUAUUAUGCGAAUGGGCACUAUCACCUGAGAGAACUGGUGAACAUAGAGCAUUAGCAGUUGCUGCUUUGUUGGAUAGAAGACAGUCCGAUUCCUCUUCCAAUGCAGAUCAAGAAACUACAGCGAAUGAUGAUAAGGAUUCUAAUUGUUCAAUACCAGCAGGCCCGCCUAUGUUUCAGUCUCUGUUGAUGAAAUUUUUGGACAACGAUGCCCCAGUACCUUCACCUGAAGAUUGUCCAGCUAAAAAGACAGCGUUUUCAAACUUAGUGCAUCUAUUUUCGGAAUUGAUACGUAGGGAUGUGUUCUCUCAUGAUGCCUAUAUGUGUACUCUCAUUUCCAGAGGGGACUUGUUAGGUCUUGAAGAAAUCACUGAUGUCAGUCAUUCUAAAAUAGAGGAUCAUUCGCAAGCUAUGGAUUAUGAUGAUGCUAAUAUUGAUCAUGACUUAGAUAAAAUUCUGCAAAAUAUCAAAGAGGAUCAACAGAAUUCAAUGGAUGUACCCGAUAGUCCUAAAGAACAUGAUCAUAGCCAUCAUUCACAUAAUCAGUCCACUAUCGGACAUGUCCCAAUGGAAACUGACCACAAUGAUAUGAAAAUCAAACCAUCAAGGCAUUUAUUGUACACAACACAUUUCCCACUCUCUCAAGAUGAUCCAUUUUCACAACAUGAUUGCAAUCAAAGACAUGUUCUCCUCUAUGGUGUUGGUAAAGUUAGGGAUGAAGCCAGACAUACGGUUAAAAAGAUGUCGAAAGAAAUCUGUAAACUCUUUUCUAAGAAAUUCAGUAUUGAUGUUGCUGAAGGAGGCAAGGUCAAGAAACAUUCUAGAAAUGAAUUUAACUUUGAAGCAACAACACAGAAGUGUCAAAGUUUAAGUUAUUUCGAUCAACAUGUUGUUACUUGGCAAUGCAGUGUUACUGUGAUAGAAAUGCUGAAUUCAUUUGCAACCGGCAGCUCAAGUUAUUUACCCGUUCAAGAACAUGUAGCUUUUCUUUUUGAUCUAAUGGAGCUGGCUUUGAAUAUUUAUGGAUUGAUAGAUGUUUGUAUUCAGAUAUUGAAAGAACUUCCAGAAGUUGAAAUGCAGUUAUAUAUGAAAAAUUCUGUUUUAACUAGAAACUAUACAACAUCCUUGAGUUUAUAUGUUGUAGGAGUGCUGCGAAGAUAUCAUUGUUGUCUAUUGUUGUCUCCUGAGCAAACUACUGCAGUAUUUGAGGGUUUAUGCAAAGUUGUAAAGCAUGUUACGAAUCCAGGGGAUUGUAGUUCAGCGGAAAGAUGUAUUUUGGCUCAUCUUUUCGAUCUCUACUCAUCGUGUAGUUUAUUGAAGUCAAAGCCACACACGGUAGAGCCAUUCAGUAAUGCCUACCCUAAGAUAAGACAGGCUUUGUAUACAGCUCUUCAGCCAACUCCCAGUAGUAAUCAUGUAUACAAUGCACAGUUCAUGCAGGAAAUAUUUGCUAGUCCUAGAAGAGGCGGCCGUAUAGAAUCAUCUUGGGCAAGAUUAUUGAAUGAAAAUGUUAAUAAUCGGUAUUCCUUUGUAAGCAACGCAAUUUUACAUGUAUGUCGUGAAGUUGAUAAUGAUCGGUUAAAUGAUCUUGCCAUAAUGUGUGCUGAAAUGACUGCUUGCUGUAAUACUCUUGCAUCUGAAUGGUUGGGAGUGCUAUUAGCGCUUUGCUGUCCGAUGUCGCAUCCUGGCUAUUAUACAGAAGUUUUGACGAGCUUAGAUGUUCAGGAUAUAAGUAUUCAUAACGCUCUUGCUAUUUUCACCUGCAUUCUUAUAGCCAGACAUUGCUUUUCCUUGGAGGAUUUUGUUGGCAGAGUCGCCUUACCUAGUCUUUUGAAGGUUAAAUCUUUGGAUAAUGGAGGAGGUGUGGCAGAAGGAGGUAUGCGUUUAACAUGCCACUUGUUGCUUCGUCUCUUCCGAACUGCGGAGGGUCCUCAGCCGGGACUUUAUUCUGUUGGAUCUCCUCCAUUAACAGCGCCAAGACCUCCUUUAGGAGUAAGAUUGAGUUGCGAUAGACAUCUAUUGGCUGCAGCCCAUCGGAACAUCCAUGUGGGUCCUGUUUUGGCUGUACUGAAAGCAGUAUUAGUAGUUGGUGAUGCGACAGCUAGAGAAGGUACAGAAUUAAGUAUAUCCCAUAUACUCGGUACAAGUGAUCUCAUGAGUGGAGGAGAUGGGCCUACUUUGGACUUGGCGAUUGACUUGGAAUCUUGUGGAUCAAGGACCGCUCAUAGGCAAUCAAGUACAGGAAAUGCUGAAAGUACAGCAUCUUUGUCCGCUUUUGCCUGUCAUGUCUUAAGGGAAAUAUGCUCUCAGCAAUGGGUUUUAGAAAGAUGUCUAAGUCACCCUGAGGAACUCUGUGACAUGGACAAUUUGCUGGAUCCUCUCCUUUCUCAUUCUCAGGCUCAAAGACUACUUCACAUGAUAUGUUAUCCUGAGGCAGGGAUCAAUUACGAUGAACUAGAUCAGAAGAGUAUGAUUAGCAGAAUUCUAGAGAAUUUAGAACAGUGGACUUUGAGGAUGUCUUGGUUAGAUUUGCAACUAAUGUUCAAGCAGUUCAGUCCUAAUUCUCAGGAAUUAUCGCAAUGGCUUGAUACUGUUGCAAAAGCAGCCAUUGAUGUAUUUCAACUGAAUGCGCCUAGUUCAAGAUCUCCUCGUUCAGAUGAAAAGAAAUCACUUUUGAAAAAUAGAAACUAUAAUUCAAUUUGGCUAGUUGCUCCAUUAGUGUCUAAAUUACCUAGUGCUAUACAAGGCAGAAUAUUGAAGGUGGCUGGUCAAGUAUUAGAAAAUGGGGCUUGGUGUCGUGAACAAAAAACUAAGGGAAAGAAGGAAGCAGAACAACAGAGUAUUCUUACACAUCAACCGUUUUUGAGUUUGGUACUUACAUGUCUGACUGGUCAAGAAGAGGGUUUACGAGAAGGACUUUUGUCUUCUCUUCAUCAACAAUUGAGUCAGCUUGUACAACUUGCUAAAGAAGGUCACAUCCAAGAUAUUUGCAAUAAUGUAAGAACAUUGGAUAGUCUUCAGUUGAGAUUUGCAUUAGUCGGAGGUGUUUUUGAGGCAUUCCAGAAAAAUCCUUCUGCAACUAAUGAUUGGGUUCUGCUAUUGGUUCAAUUGGUUACCAAUGGUUUAAUUGACCUUCAUACUCAUAGCUCCUUAUUUACCACUGUUAUUGAUAUGUUGGCAACAUUAAUUCACUCCACAUUAUCAGCAGAAAGUCAAGAUGAUGGUAGAAAAGUUUAUUUGAAUCUCAUGAAAAAGUUGAAAAAAGAAGUUGGAGAUCGACAAGUACCAUCUCUUCAACAUAUAAGACAGUUAUUACCUAUGCCAAGAUCAGUUACGGAAAUAAUUGCAGUGGAACCUAUUGGAUCUCUGACUGAUAGUAAAGGAAAUAAAAUUAGUUUUGAUAGCAUUGACAAAAAGUAUGGUUUUCAAGUUACAGAUAAACAAAGAGUUAGUAACUGGGACAUAUUAGAAGGGAUGAGGAAUCCUGCUCCAUUAUCAUGGUCUUGGUUUGGUGCAGUCAGAUUGGAAAGAAAACCAUUAGUUUCGGAAGAUACACAUAGGUUACUGAAGUAUCAUACACAUAAUCUACAAAGACCAGCUUCUUACUACUUAGACCCACCUCCACUACCACCAGAAGAUUUGGAACCACUUCAAGACAAACCUGAUUCUAAUUUGAAAGCGGACACACCUUCAUCAGUUGAUCAGAGUCCAAUCACAUUAGGUAAAGGACGAGGCAAGGGUCAAAGAAAACCUCGCAAACCAAAGAAUGUGCCAGGUCCCAUGCAAGUUAAUCCAAUGGUUGGUAUGGCCCAGAAUGCAAUGAAUUCUCAGCAAGCUGGUAUGCAUGUACCAGUACCCAGUGGUAAUCAACAAAUACCACAUAAUAUGGGUUAUGGGCAAAAUAUGCCUCCUCAAGGUCAACAAUAUGGUGGAAAUCCAAAUCAGCAACAAUGGUACAAUUCUCAGCAGCAACCACAAGGAUAUUAUCCUCCACAAAUGCCCAAUGUUGCUAGAUUUGAGAGGCCUCCCAUCAACCAAUCUAAGCAGGCGUUGUCAAAUAUGUUGAGACAAAGACAUCCACUCAAUCAGUUUAUGACGCCUAGUCAGGGCGGACCUGGUCAAAAUCCUGCAGGGCCUGGUGCAUACUCUACAAUGCAGAGGUUUCCUAGGCAACCUAUGAGACAACCUAUACCUAGUGCUAUGCAAUCAAAUCAGGCUGCUAUGUUUUCGCAACAGUAUGGAGGUAUGCAAAAUACGGUCAACCAAUCGUAUGGUAAUUAUCCUGGUGGAAAUAUGAUGGCAAGUAAUAUGCCUAAUAAUCAACAAGUUAUGCAAGGUGGAGGAGGAGGAAUGUUUCCUGGUCAGCAACAAGGGUUUAGCGCACAACAAAGGGCACAACCUGAUUAUAGGGGUAUGCCUCAGAAUCCAAGACAACAGUAUAUGCAACAACAGGUUCCUAAUGUUACCAUGAAUGCAAACUUGAACACUAUGGGCGCUAUGGGUGGUCAACAAACCGGUUCAGUUCCACCAUAUUCGAGAAACCAAGCUCAAGGUAUGCAGCCUGGCAUUCAGGGACAACCAAAUCAGUUCCAACAACAGCAGCAGCAACAACAGAGAAUGAGACAACAGAUGAUGGCUAUGCAACAACAACAUCAGGGGGGACCUCAGAACCAACAACCAUCACCCAAUCUUGUCUCACAUCUCAGACAAAUGCCGUAUCAUCAACAACCUCCUCCAUAUAAUAUGUAGGAAGAUUAUAUUUCUUUUUUACGAAGAAUACUUAAAUGAAAUUUUUUUUUCCAAUAUAUUUUAUGAUUUGCAUGUAGUAUGGAGGUUUGAUUUAUAAUAAUGACUAUUCAUUUAGAGUACCUUGAUUUUAUUUUAAAUGUUUUAUAUUUUAUAUAAAUUAUGAAACGAGAUAUUUUGAAUAAGUGCAGUUAUGUUUUAUUUAGGUGUAUAUAUUUAUAUAUCUAUAUAUGUGAAAGAAAUAAAACGAAAUUAAGUUA